AAAGAAAAAAAAAAAGAAAAAUACGGAAAAAGUAGAUAGAAAGAGAAAAACGAGAAAAAGGUUAAAAGUGGGAAAAAAAGAAAAAAAGCAAAACAAAAAAAGGUGAUUAAUCAUUCCUACGAGGUAAGGUUGUUCUGGUUUUUUGCUGGGAUAUUGUUUUUUCCCGUUUCGGUUUAGUUUGGGACGAUAGAAAACGGAGGAAAGGUAGGGAUCUAGAUUUGGCUGCAGAGAUACUGAGAUGGCCUUGAACUAUCCGCAUAGGCCUGUGUUUCCACCUCAUAUUUCUGAAGAUAAUUUGUGGUCUCCUAUGAGGAUUGUGAACGGGUGUCUUGCUGAGGGUGUUCAUGAUAGGAAUGGGGAUGGUUUUGGGAGGUCCUGGCAUGUAAGUCGAGGAGAAUUCGAAGAGUGGCAAAUUAACGGUCGCAAGGACAGAGCUGACCGUUGUCGCUCACCGGAGUCUAAUUGCAAGGACAUUGUUGACCUUUUGCCCUCUGACCCGUUUGGGAUGGAUAUAGAGACUACCUUCACGGCCAUCACUGGAUGGCUUGAGGACUUAGAGGUUGACUAUGGUGGUUAUUUGAGUAAUAGCAAUGGGAGGGGCGGUCAAGAAAACUACGGUUUAUUUGCUGAGUGGAAUGUAAUUUGGAGCAAUGCUUUGAAGUUCCAACCAUUUUGCAGAAAUCAUCAGUACAAUCAGAUUGGACUUCAGUCCUUGAGCAAUCCUCAAGUUGACGAGAAGUCUCGUGUGGAUACACGUUCUUGCUCAAGCAGUAGUCAGCAUGAUGAGAAACUGAAUAUGACCAAUAACACGAACCAACGUGGGGAGGAGAGAGAUAGGGGGAGCGCGUUUGGCCCUUAUGACUUUGGAUUUCAAAAAGCCCGUGAUGAAGGGGGAAUAACGGGCUUUGGAAAUGAGAGUACUUAUUGCAGGCAUGAGCUGCAAUCUGGAAAAAAAAUGGAGGAUGAUGAUAUAGAGGAGAGAACACUACAUGAAGCUUGGAAUUUUGCAUUAAGCUAUCUGGGAGUGAAGGACCUUUUUUCUAUGGAGAGGGUCUGCAAGUCCUUACGGGCCUCAGUGCAAGAGGCUUACUGGCUGUGGAUGAGCAUCCACAUCGAUCAGCCUCUGAACGAGAAGAUCACGGAUGAUGUUCUUCUGCAGUUGGCUAGCAGGGCAAACUGUAACCUGCAGUGCCUGAGUUUGGUGGAGUGCCCGAAAGUCACAGAUGAUGGCAUACGGCGUGUGCUCGAAACUAAUCCGCGGUUAACUAAGCUCUUUGUCCCUGGCUGCACGAGGCUCACCAUUGAAGGGAUUUUGAAUAACAUCAAGAUUCACAACUCCAAUAAAGAUUCCCAAGGCAUAAAGCACCUGAGAAUUGGCGGGUUAUACGGCGUGACACGUGAGCACUUUGAAGAGCUGCAGUCAUUACUGGGCCUUGACGGCCUCAGGUCCGAAAACCGUCCGAAGCCCCAUUUCUACCACAGGGGAAACUUUUAUCUUCCUUUUGACGACAAUCGGGCCAUGGACAUCGAGAUGUGCCCGAGGUGUGAGAAAUUUAGGCUGGUUUAUGACUGUCCGGCCGAAGGCUGUCAGGUUAAAGACGUGGCCUCUCAAGCAUGCAGAGCUUGUACCCUCUGCAUCGCAAGGUGUGCUCAGUGUGGGAGGUGUAUUACCGACAACGAAUAUGAGGAGACUUUCUGUUUGGACCUGCUCUGUUCAGAUUGUUUCAAGCAGAUGCUCAAGUGCCAAACUGAUGAUAUUUCGCUUAAUGUCGAAUCAAGAUUGUCUUGACUUGCAUUCGAGAUUUGAGAUUUCUGUUGAGCUACUACUUCGUAGUGGGAUAGUAGUUUCUGUCCGGGCCCUUCGGUGGGGCUGCUUUGGCCCUAUUUAUGUACUACCAUAUGAGAGAAUGAGAAUGGGGCCCAAAAUAUCAAAAAGAAANGGAAAAAAUUGAAGAGGGAUUUCCCCCCAAAAAAAAUAAAAAAAUAAAAAAGGGAAAAAACUGAAGAAUGAAUGAAGAAUAACAUAAACCAAAAGGCCACAUGGUUGAUACUCGAUUGCCUACAGCGUCUCUUUUUUCGAGUAGAUUGAGUUUAAAGUAUGGGCUUUCGGGUU
Striga asiatica is the source of this 2113-nucleotide messenger RNA. NCBI's taxonomy places the organism in Eukaryota, Viridiplantae, Streptophyta, Magnoliopsida, Lamiales, Orobanchaceae. The record is from the annotation of a GenBank genome assembly.